AUGAUUCACCGCCCAACCUUCGCUGCUGCCGAAAAGAUAUCAUCUCGACUACUAUUUACCAUGAUCGUAUCCGGCUCUAUUUAUAACAAUGCUGAAGACUUUUCCGACAUAACACCCGAGGGGUUCGACACUUUAGAAUCUAUCGUUUUUGAGCAUAAAGAAUUUGAACUCAUGGUCAAUGGGGAUCACGAUUGUGGCUUGAAGGCCUGCGAUAUGCACAUCGAGCUUUCGAAUGCAGCUGCUAUUGUCAAUAUCUCCAACUAG
Molecule: messenger RNA, 264 nt
Organism: Fusarium odoratissimum NRRL 54006
Lineage: Eukaryota; Fungi; Ascomycota; Sordariomycetes; Hypocreales; Nectriaceae
Exons: 1
Coding region: 1-264 (87 amino acids)
Source: RefSeq, a predicted model, not a curated record